Messenger RNA from Brassica napus (rape), 3154 nucleotides. RefSeq lists its product as uncharacterized. The transcript has 2 exons. Lineage: Eukaryota; Viridiplantae; Streptophyta; Magnoliopsida; Brassicales; Brassicaceae. Bases 1031 to 3145 code for a protein of 704 amino acids. Gene Ontology annotation, molecular function: zinc ion binding; nucleic acid binding. The record is from RefSeq and is a predicted model, not a curated record.
AGAGAAAUGAAAACAAAAAGGGUCAACAAGGAUUUCUGAAGUCUCCAGAAACAUCUAUAUAUCCCCUUUAUUCUCAUGGACCCAGUUUCGACAAUGCCUCUGGUCGAGGCUUUGCAGAACCCUUGCCAUCGUCUAACGAAUUAGGAAGAUUUCCUCCGGUUGUGAAGACAGCAGUACCCGUAGAUGGAAGAUUUGAACACAUUGUACUUUCUUGUAACGAACAUCAGACCACACCAUCAUUUGGAUCGAACGAGAAGCUCAGCGAGCUCUCAACGUAAGUCUCCCACCAACCUCCUUUAAAUCUUUCACCGGUUACUGAUUCUAUCUAUAGCUUUGCAUCUGCAGUUAAUGCUGGAGAAAGAGAAGAGGAUGGAGAUACCAUAGAAGCAGAUGAUGGAGAGACGAGAAUCAGUAGCAAGAGUCCUAGCAAUAAUGUGCACAUUUGCUAUUGUCUCUUAACAAUGUCUCUUACUCUAAAAAUAAUAAUAAAAAAAGUUAAGAACUCAAAAUUUUGUCCCAGCAAUAAUGAUGCUGUCCUAACAUCUCUUGUCAAGAUUGGUGAAUACCAUACUUUACAGCGCCAAUUCUCGCGGUAGAAGUGGCAGACAACGCGCUCUAUUAAUAUAGUCCGGUUUAGUUCCCGGUUUAUUAUAUUGGUUAAGUUUCCGUUUGCUUAACCGAGUAACUAUAUAUAGAACAGAAUCAUGUACAUUUCAGUUUACGAGAAAUAACAAACUUUCACUUUAUCCUUUUCUCUGAUUCAUCUUCUCAGCUCAAGCUCAAAUCAUCAUCUUCAUCAUCUCUGUAUCUGAACGUUAUUAUGGUAUCAGAGCACUAAAUCUCACCUUCCGCUUCGUUCUUUGAGCUGUGAUUUUGAUUCCUCAUGAGUCUUCCGUUGAUUCCUCUUUCUCGCUUGUUCGUCGUCGUCUUCGCUACGAUCUGUGAUCUUUUGGUUCGAUUGUUCGUCUGCAUAAUCUUUCUGAUUCAUCAUCCCGGUUCUUCGUCUCAGUAAUCGGUUCAGUCAGAUCUCAUGGCGGCGAAUCAAUCUUCUGUACAUCAAGAUUCUGUUCGUCAAGUCUCCGAUAACUAUGACAAUCCGUUUUAUCUUCAUCACAACGAUCAUGCUGGAUUGAUUUUGGUCACUGAUCGUUUGGCAAUGGCCUCGGAGUUUCAUUCUUGGAGGCGUUCUGUUCGUAUGGCUUUGAACGUCCGUAAUAAGCUUGGCUUCAUUGAUGGUACGAUUCCUAAACCGCCUUCUACGCAUAGAGAUUGUGGUGCUUGGUCUAGGUGUAACGAUAUUGUUGCGACUUGGUUAAUGAACUCGGUGUCAAAGGAGAUCGCACAGAGUUUACUUUUCAUCUCUACUGCUGAAGGAAUUUGGAAGAAUUUGCUUUGUCGAUUCAAACAAGAUGAUGCGCCGAGAGUGUAUGACAUUGAGCAACGUUUGAGCAAGAUUGAACAAGGGUCUAUGGAUAUAUCAACAUAUUACACUGCGCUUGUUACUCUAUGGGAGGAACAUCGUAAUUUUGUUGAACUUCCUAUUUGUACUUGUGGCAAAUGUGAGUGUGACGCAGCAGCUCUUUGGGAGAAGAUUCAGCAUCGUUCUCGUGUGACUAAGUUCCUGAUGGGAUUAAAUGAGUCAUUUGAGCACACUCGUCGCCAUAUUCUUAUGCUCAAACCAAUCCCCACUAUUGAAGAGGCCUUUAACAUCGUAGCUCAGGAUGAACGUCAACGCACCUUACGUCCUGUUACUGCUAUUGACAAUGUGGCUUUUCAUGCGGGUACAUCACAAGCUCAUGUUAGUCCAGUUUCUACGGUUGAAGAUACUGCUUAUGUUGCUGCUUAUAAUGCUGGGAGAGCUUAUCAAAGGCCGGUUUGUACCCAUUGUGGUAAAGCUGGACACACAGUACAGAAGUGUUUCAAGCUUCACGGUUUUCCACCAGGCUAUAAACAAUAUGGAUCUUACAACAAUAGGAACACUUCUCACAAUAAGAAUGUGCAGAGUAUGUCUCGUUCUCAGGGUCAGAAUUCUACUCCAGCACCUUCUCCUAUGUCGAAUGCUGUUGCCACUGUGUGUGCUGAAAACAAGCCUAACGCAUAUUCAUAUCCACCGGCUACACCUCAGUUGAUAAGUGGAGGCGUUAAUCUUGAUCUGCAACAGUUCAGUCCACAACAGAUUCAAAACAUGGUCUCACAGUUCAAUGCUCAUGUUCGAGUUUCAGAGCCUCAAGUUCCUUCCUCAAGUUUUUCCCACUCAAGUGCAACGAUCACUGAUCAUGGCUUUAUGGAUCCUCAGUCUUCAUCUGGUACUAUACCCUUUCCUUCUAUCAAUCUUACCUCUACAAAUAAUAACCUUUUCUAUCAAAAUCAUUGUCUGUCUGCUUUACCUUCUCUUGUUCCACGUGAUACUUGGAUCAUAGAUAGUGGAGCUUCUAGUCAUGUUUGUUCAGAUUUAGGCAUGUUUGAUAGUUAUGUACCAGUAGAUUCUGUGACUGUGACUUUACCUAAUGGUGUUCGUGUUCCCAUUACACACACUGGUGUUAUUAAAAUCAGUGAUCAUUUGAUUCUUUAUGAUGUGUUGUUGGUACCUGAUUUCCAUUUUAACCUGAUUAGUGUAAGUAGUUUGAUAAAGACAUUGUCUUGUGCUGCUCAUUUCUUCCCUAAUGGCUGUUUAAUCCAGGAACUUUCUCGGGGCUUGAUGAUUGGGAAGGGUAGCUUAUACAACAAUCUCUAUGUUCUUGAUACUUCUUAUCGACUAUCUUCUGGAAGUGAUGUGUUCUGUGGUUCUGUAUCUGCUGAUAGCGUCUUGUGGCAUCAACGUUUGGGACAUCCCUCUACUAUCGUUUUACAAAAGCUUUCUUCUCAGUUACCAUCUUAUAAACAUGUGGAUUCUUCUCAUGCUCCCUGCUCUAUAUGUCCUUUAGCAAAGCAGCGUCGUCUUGCAUAUGUUUCACACAAUAAUCUCUCAGAUUGUCCUUUUGAUUUGGUUCAUGUUGACAUUUGGGGUCCGUUUAGUGUUGAGUCUGUUGAAGGAUAUCGAUAUUUUCUUACUUUGGUUGAUGAUUGUACUAGAACUACUUGGGUUUAUAUUAGGGCUGGGCAAAUAAACCGAACCCGAAAAUCCGAACUGAAUCCGAUCCGAUAAAAAUGAAUC